GGUAAACCCGCCGCUUUGAUGCUGGGGGUGCAACGGGAGAAGCGGGACCGGACCCGGUGAAGGCGUGUGUGCAUGUUUAUGAGCGUGGGGGACACGGGAAGGGGCCACGGCGUGAAGACGGGCCGGAGACGGGCGAGGAGAGGACCGGGAACCGGAGCCGCUGGAGACCGAGAGGAGGGGAUGAUGUCGGAGAGGAUCGCUUCGUGUGGGAGUCUGCAUGACAGCACCAACCUGCUGCUGCAGUACUGCAGCACCGAUGACACGAUGUCCGCCAGCAGCAACAUGGACAUGGAGGACCGAGUGUCCCAUCUGGAGCAGCGCUUACAGCUGCAGGAGGAUGAGAUCCAGCUGCUGAAGGCGGCUCUGGCGGAUGCCCUGCGCCGGCUGGGUUACUGUGAGGAGCAGAACCAGGGGGUCCAGACAGGAGGUGUUCAGUCUGGGAGGAGAGCUCUGGCUGCUGCAGCUCCAGCACCUCCCAUCAAGGUGCGUCAGCUGCUGCAGGCUCUGCCCUCCAGACCGCUGAACAACGGCUACGCUCAACAGAAGCGCCUCCUUUCCUCUCCGUCGUCUCCAAAGAAGGAGGUGCUGCAGUCCAUCAAAAGGAAGAGCAUGUCAACGGAGCGCCUCACGCUGGUGAGGAGAGAGAUGGCAGCGGAGAGUCGGAGUCGGACCACUCCUCCAGCAGCUCCUCUGCUGGGAAAAGGUAAGAACGGGAUGGGGGCGUUUUUCGUCAUCGCCUUUUAUGUAUCGACUAGAGAAAACUUGCAAAGCCGCGAGGUGAACCGCAGGCUGUUCAGGAAGCAGAAAGACAGAAAAUUGAUAACUUUCACACAGAAACUCGUCUCUAAAAGCGUAGAUUUAAGAGGCUACAGCAGUUUUAUUUCCACAGGUGGACAAUGUUGUCUAAACUAG
Nothobranchius furzeri (turquoise killifish) is the source of this 912-nucleotide messenger RNA. Lineage: Eukaryota; Metazoa; Chordata; Actinopteri; Cyprinodontiformes; Nothobranchiidae. The record is from RefSeq and is a predicted model, not a curated record.